AUGAUGUACCGUCAAAUAAUGGUGGACCCACUGGAUCGAGCACUGCAGCGAAUAUUAUGGAGAAAGAAUCCAAAGGAACCGGUCACAUUAUUCGAACUUAACACGGUAACGUACAGAACAGCGUGCGCCCCUUACCUAGCGAUUCGUUGCUUGAGGAAAUUGGCGGAAGAAGAACGGGAUUUAUCUAAAGCAGCAAAGGUAGUAAACGAGGACUGCUACAUGGAUGAUGUCUUAACGGGAACUUCAACAAUACAAGAAGCUACAAGAAUAACUCUACAGCGACAACUAACUGAAUUAUUCUCUCGAGGGCAUUUUAGUCUGAGAAAAUGGAGAGCAAACAAUCCUCAAAUUCUGCAACAUCUUACCGAAAAGGGGAAAACAGAUAGCUGGCUAAUGUUAAACGAAGAAGGCGCUCAGAAAACGCUAGGACUACUAUGGAACUCGGAGGAAGAUGUUUUGCAAUAUGAAGUAAAGAUCAAGCCAAUAACUACUACUACGAAACGCAACGUACUGUCCAACGUUGCACAGGUGUUUGAUCCGCUGGGGCUGCUAGCUCCGCUGUUAAUGAAUGGAAAGAUAAUCAUGCGACAAUUAUGGACGCUCAAGAUUGAUUGGGACGAACCGCUUCCUCCAGACAAAGAUGAGGCAUGGCAAUUCUAUUACAACUCUCUUUCAAAAUUAAACGAGCUUCGUAUACCAAGAAACGCAGUAUCUCACAACCGAUCUAACCAAUUCGAUAUUUUUGGGUUUGGAGACACUUCAGAGAAAGCCUACGGUGCCUGCCUGUACGCAGUGAGUACUAACAAUCGAGGAGAGCUUCAAUCUUACCUCUUAUGCUCUAAAUGCAAGGUAGCUCCGUUAAAAACCAUCUCUGUUCCACGCUUAGAAUUAGAAGCAGCACUUUUGCUGGCAAAAUUAUAUAAUGUAGUAAAGAAAGCUUAUGGAGAACGCGUGAGACAAGAAAAUUUGUGGAGUGAUAGCACAAUAGUACUAGGAUGGAUAGAAACACCACCCAAUUUAUUGAAGACAUUUGUGGCCAACAGAAUCUCGAAAAUACAGCAUUUAACUCCAAAGAAUGCAUGGCAACACGUAACUUCGAGAGAUAAUCCAGCAGAUAUGCUAUCUCAAGGAAUGACAAUAGAACAAUUAAUCGACAAGUCUAUGGUGGCAUGGACCACCUUGGUUAGUAAGCGGAAAUCAAUGGCCAACCGGAAUGGAGGAACCCGACAGUAA
Molecule: messenger RNA, 1233 nt
Organism: Linepithema humile (Argentine ant)
Lineage: Eukaryota; Metazoa; Arthropoda; Insecta; Hymenoptera; Formicidae
Source: RefSeq, a predicted model, not a curated record